GUGGGUUUAGAGAGUCGUAAACCACCAGGGGAUCCGUCUCCCCACAAACCCGGGUCUCUGCUAAUAGGAGGAGGCGAAGGAGGGGGAGGAGGCCUGGAGCGAAGCGCUGGUUUUCGCGGGCGCGCGCAGCCGCUGGAGCGGCGGGGUGAGGCCGGGCCAGCUGCCCCUCCCCGGCCAUGCACCGCCUCGCCUGCCGCGGCUCCAGGCACCACAUUCUCCGCGCGCUGUCGCAGCAACCACCUCUUGCGGCCGCCGGCACGGUCAGCCGAGGAGCAGUGCCCGCCCUCCCCACAGUCACCGGCCGAUUCCCCCUCCCUCCUUGGGGACACGCCACCCUUGAGUCCGUGCAGCCCCUCGGGUCAACUUUGAUCUCGAGGAGAAAAGCCACUUUGACCCCGGCCACGGGUUUUGAAUCCCGCUUCCCGGCAGCAGUGGCCUCGCCAAGGCACUGGGGCUAGGUGGGGCAAGAGUUUCCCAAGCGCAUCAGUGUUGCGCUUGGUUGUCUGCAACCUGUUUUUGAGAGAGAGAGAGAAAAAAGAAGAGAAGAGAAGAGAAGAGAAGAGAAGAGAAGAGAAGAGAAGAGAAGAGAAGAGAAGAAGAGAGGAGAGGAGAGGAGAGGAGAGGAGAGGAGAGGAGAGGAGAGGAGAGGAGAGGAGAAAGGAGAGAGAGAGCAGAGGUAUUGUGGCUACUGGUCGGCUGAAGGAGAGAGGGGUGCUUGUUUUUCUUGGUGUUUGGAGACCUCGGCUGGCUGGCUUCUGGAUAAAACGGUUAUCUAAAGAAUCUAAAUAGGCAGCGGCAACUGUUACCAAGAAGGCAACCACCCAAACUCUGGGAGAAGCUGGGGACUUUGCCCGAUCUUCUCCCAGUCGCAAUAGUGAUCAACAGUCAGGUGUUGGUUGCAACUUUUCAAGCAGCAACUUCGGCAGCAGGUGUCAGUCCUAACCCGGAGCUGUCUUUACCGCGCGCGUCCUGGAGGAGCCAUGCGGGCCCCUGGAGUGCUUCUCUCCAGCCGCACCUCGAGGCUCCUGCUUCUGCUGCUGCUCAAGGUUUCUGCCUCCCCUGCCCUCGGGUCCGCUCCGGCGCACAAGAACGAUACUUGUCUCAGGGGAAGCUGUUCAGCAACACUGAUCCAACGUCGUAGCAGGGACGCUUGGGGGCCGAGGAAUUCUGCAAGGGAUUUUCUGCUAACCCAGGUCCGCGGGGAGGAGGAGCAGAGGACAACGGUGCGCGCGGCGCCCUCGUGGGAACGACUGGCUGCCCGGGGUGGUGACCAGGGUGCCGGCAGAGGGGCGGAGGCGUCGGUAGCGGAACCCUCAGGACCACCAGCUUGGCCACCUGGCGCCUGGAGGUGGAAAGGUAGCCGGGGUCAGGAAACCCCUGGAACUUUGGGUAGAGGGCAUCCCACCCCUCUCCAACUUCGACUACAGACUUCAGAAGAGAAGGGGGCCAGAAGAGGUGACAUCUCUGGGCACAGUCAGGAGCCUGGUAUGAGGGCAGGACCUGGAUCAAGAGACCUUUAUUAUUGGCCAAGGAAAGGAGGGAAACUCCAAGCUUCUCAUCACGACCCGCUACCCAGAAGGAUCAGUGAACCAUAUGGGCACGAGGGGAGGACAUUUGCACCCCUUGGCAAGGCGCUGGCGCAGAAUGGGUCCUUAGGAGAAGGAGAAGGGAUUUAUGAACCUGGGGAUCCUCGUAGGGAGAACAGUACCAACAGACAUUUACGACUGAAGAACCCUUUCUACCCUCUGACUCAGGAGUCCUAUGGAGCCUAUGCAGUCAUGUGUUUGUCGGUGGUGAUCUUUGGGACUGGCAUCAUUGGCAACCUGGCUGUGAUGUGCAUCGUGUGUCACAACUACUACAUGCGGAGCAUCUCCAAUUCCCUCUUGGCCAAUCUGGCCUUUUGGGACUUCCUCAUAAUCUUUUUCUGCCUACCACUCGUCAUCUUUCAUGAGCUGACGAAGAAGUGGUUGCUGGAGGACUUUUCCUGCAAGAUUGUUCCAUAUAUCGAGGUCGCUUCUCUGGGAGUCACCACCUUCACUUUAUGCGCUCUGUGUAUUGACCGCUUUCGGGCUGCCACUAACGUUCAGAUGUACUAUGAAAUGAUUGAAAACUGUUCUUCAACAACUGCCAAACUUGCUGUUAUCUGGGUUGGUGCUCUUCUAUUAGCUCUUCCAGAAGUUGUUCUCCGCCAGUUGAGCAAGGAGGAGGUGGGGUUUAAUGGCCGUGCUCCUGCAGAACGCUGUGUCAUAAAGAUCUCUCCAGACUUACCGGACACCAUCUAUGUGCUAGCACUUACCUAUGACAGCGCAAGGCUCUGGUGGUAUUUUGGCUGUUAUUUCUGUUUGCCAACACUUUUCACCAUCACUUGUUCUUUAGUGACAGCAAGGAAAAUCCGGAAAGCAGAGAAAGCCUGCACCCGAGGCAAUAAGCGACAGAUACAGCUAGAAAGCCAGAUGAACUGUACAGUGGUGGCUUUGACCAUUUUAUACGGAUUUUGCAUUAUUCCUGAAAACAUCUGCAACAUUGUUACUGCCUACAUGGCAACAGGGGUUUCCCAGCAGACAAUGGACCUUCUUAAUAUCAUCAGUCAAUUCCUGCUGUUCUUUAAGUCCUGUGUGACCCCUGUCCUCCUGUUCUGUCUUUGCAAACCUUUUAGCCGGGCUUUUAUGGAGUGCUGCUGCUGUUGCUGUGAAGAGUGCAUUCAGAAAUCUUCAACAGUGACCAGUGAUGACAAUGACAACGAGUACACGACAGAACUGGAACUCUCACCUUUUAGUACUAUUCGAAGGGAAAUGUCCACUUUUGCUUCUGUUGGAACUCAUUGCUGAGAGACAGUUUUUGCUUUGCUUAGGUUUCGUUUAUUUGUUUUUUGAUUUUCAUAUCCUGUGAAAGUUUAUACUUCAUAUUUCUCCUUAUUAGGGGAAACUGCAAAAAAAAGAGAGAGAGGAAAAAUAUAUUAAUUACUUUAGAACUGAUUUUGCAAAUUAAUAUUUGUGCUUUGGAAAAUGUUUAUAUUUAGUUAUUGAAGAAGUAUGAAGAGGCCAAUAGUUUUAGAUCAUCUUACCUGGUAUGGUGCUAAUAUUUUAUUGGAGAAAAGUUAUUGCACCUUAACUUAAUUGCUAAGUUUAAUCUUUUUUUUUCAAAUAUAACCAUUGUAUACUGAAUAUAGACAUGUGAUUUUGUAGCUUAUUUUAUGUUUGAGUUGUGAUUGAAAGUAUAUUGUAUUUGGUAUUGUGAUUGAUUUAUAGUUAAGAAGCAUUUACAAAAUAGCACCAAAUAAAUUACACUUUUUUCUUUAAUGAUAUUGUCAAUCUACUUUUAACCAUGAUUCAAUAAAUCUUUUAAUUGCCUUACGUAAACAGUUACUGGUUCUAUGCACAAUUUAAAAUUGGCCUUAUUGUUUAUAACUCUAUUUUCCUUUAAGGAAAGUAAAGGCUGUUUUAAAGCAGUUUCUCUGAUAGUACUAUGAUGUAUGCAUGACUCAUAGCAACUAUAAUGUAUCUAUAACAAAGCUGUAUUUUUAAUAUUCAGAUAUAGAUGUAAAUCACUUUCAAAUGCUUAUAAAAUACAAAUGAAUAGGAAGCAGAAUAAAAACAAAGUAUCAUUUUUAAAAACUCACUCACUCUCAACUAUAAUAUAGAGCAUACAUUUUUCCAUGAAGAAUUAUGAGCAAAACCAAGGACUUAAAAACAAUACCCCUGUCAUCUUGUUGCUACUGAACACUGGUUUUUCAAACACUGUGACUCUAAUGCGAAGUACUUUGAAUUUAGAUAUAUCUAAAUCAGAUGGCAGAGACAGUAACUAGGUGACAGAACGUGGUUGUAGUACCUCAGUAUUCAUGAAAUAAUAUGGGGAAAUCAGUUUUUUAGAUGAAAGUUGUUUUAUGUUGCUUGUCAAGUUCUAUAGUACUUAACACUGAAUAGUGUCACAUACAUUUUAAAUUAUACUGAUUAAGUAAACCAUUCACCUAUAGUUCUGGAAAAAUUAAAAAUAUCCAGUCUAGACCUUUCAUCUUUGAUGAUACACAGAAUAACUAAUCUACAGUGUCCUGAUUAUCUAUUUUGUUCUCAGUCCAGUUAUCUUCCAAAGAUUCUUUUUCCAUAUUGUCUGUAUUGUAAAUAAUUUGUGGUAAACACAGGGCACCAUUGUCUUUUUUAUAUAGAUUUUAAAAAUAUAUUUAUUUAUUAUUGGAUAGAGACAGAGAGAAAUUGAGAGGGGAGGGGAUAUAGAGUGGGAAGGAAACAGACACACUUGCAGCCCUGCUUCACCACUCAUGUAGGUGGGGAGCAGGAGCUUGAACCUCGGUCCUUGUGACAUGAACACCUAACUAGAUGUGCCACUUCUUGACUACCCCCAUUGUCAUUUUUAUAGUAGUUUCUUGUAGUAGAUCAUUGGAAGAUUGUUUGAGGACUAGCUUUUCACUGAGUAAAUGAACAACUGUGAUUCCACUGUAUCAAUUCCCCUGUAUCAUAAUUUUUGGUCAACUUUGCAAAUUAAGAAACACUGAUUAAAUAUGAAGUAUACAGAAAAAUUCUUUACUAUUACUUGCAGUAAAUAAAAAACAAGAUUUGAGAA
Erinaceus europaeus (western European hedgehog) is the source of this 4575-nucleotide messenger RNA. RefSeq names its product G protein-coupled receptor 37 (gene GPR37). Gene Ontology annotation, biological process: adenylate cyclase-inhibiting G protein-coupled receptor signaling pathway; positive regulation of MAPK cascade. The transcript is spliced from 3 exons. The record is from RefSeq and is a predicted model, not a curated record. Gene Ontology annotation, cellular component: plasma membrane; signaling receptor complex. NCBI's taxonomy places the organism in Eukaryota, Metazoa, Chordata, Mammalia, Eulipotyphla, Erinaceidae. Gene Ontology annotation, molecular function: G protein-coupled peptide receptor activity; prosaposin receptor activity. The coding region runs from base 981 to 2828 and encodes 615 amino acids.